Molecule: messenger RNA, 2094 nt
Organism: Mizuhopecten yessoensis (Yesso scallop)
Lineage: Eukaryota; Metazoa; Mollusca; Bivalvia; Pectinida; Pectinidae
Product: potassium voltage-gated channel protein Shaw-like
Exons: 2
Coding region: 197-1531 (444 amino acids)
Biological process (GO): protein homooligomerization; potassium ion transmembrane transport
Cellular component (GO): voltage-gated potassium channel complex; membrane
Molecular function (GO): protein binding; voltage-gated potassium channel activity
Source: RefSeq, a predicted model, not a curated record
GCAUACUGUAUUAGUUUAUAUGUCAGCGGGCCAAUCUAUAGAGCAUCACUGCUUAUUAUGCCUGCCAUCUGCUACAUAAUUCAUUGUCUAUAUUCCUAUAGUUGUGUUUGUUGAUCGGUGCGAUCGUAACUUCUUGGCGUUGCUCCGUUGAUCACUGUUUAUCGUGACAGACUAGGAACAGCUUAAUCCUGGAGCUAUGGACCUUAUAACCAUCAACGUUCGGGGCACUGUUUUCAUGACGGACGCUUCCAAUAUUCGGAAUAUUCUCCUUACCUCCCCACUUCUCAAUCUCAAUGAACAAUCUAAGUACUAUAACGCCGAAAGACAGGAGUAUUUUUUCGACAGAAAUGCGUCUGUGUUUGAAUCAGUUUUGGAUUAUUUUGUCACCAACAAGCUUCACGUGCCGACGACCGUUUGCGCAGGACGUGUACGAGAUGAGUUAGCGUUCUGGGGUAUACCUGGCAAACACAUUGAGAAAUGUUGCUGGAAGACGUUCUUUCAAUCGACGGAGGACAUGAACACCAUCCAACAGUUGCUAAAAUACAUCCCAUGUGUCCAGCGGCGUGACCGAUGCUGUAGCUGGACAUCCAUACCAAAGCUGACACAGGCGUCCAGUUUGAGAUCCCGGAUGUGGAAAUUUCUUCACGACUUCAAUUCUUCGACGUCGGCAAAGGUGUUCCACGCACUAGUCUGUCUGACCAUCAUUCUGUCCACUGUCCUCUUGCUGUUACAAACAGUCAGUGCAGUGCGCUUCGACAACCCGGAACCGGCCACAUUUGAAAACCACACUUCCAAGGCGCUACGUAUGUAUUGGAAUACGACACCGCAUUUGUCAAUCAUCUGUUUGGAAGCGAUCACAAAUGCGUUUUUGACCAUUGAUUGGAUAUUAAGAUUUAUCACGUGCCCGAACCGGAUGUUCUUUAUGAAGCAUUUCCUUAACGUUACAGACCUAGUGGCAUGGGUGGGAACUUGGAUGUCAUUCAGUGUCAUUACGGAACCCAAUGCAUUCUUUUCUCACGAUCAUACGAUGGCAAUCGUCAUGCCAGUGUGUCUCCUCACGGCAAUUCGCGGGUUUCGUGUGUUUCGGUUAAUAUCCAAUAAUUGUGGUGUAAAGAUCCUGAUGCUGGCCGUUGUCACGAGCACGCGCGAGCUGUGCAUCCUUCUGAUGACGUUCUCCUGUGCCGCUAUUGUCUUUGCUGUCCUGUUGUACAGUGCUCAGCUACCGUGCGACUCCCCUACGUCCCCUCCCAAUGCGCUCUUCGCCAUCUGGUGGGCAGUUAUCACCAUGACGACGGUCGGAUACGGAGACUACUACCCAACAGAACCGCUAGGACAUGUAAUUGGGGUGGUAUGUGCAAUCACUGGAAUCGUUCUUAUUGCACUUCCGGUUGCUGUGACAUCAUCGACAUUUAAUGACUUUUAUAGUUUCAGUAAAUACAGAGCUUGCUAUCAGGAGCUACUUGACCAAGAUGAUAAGUGUGGCAACGAACAGAAAACCAGAAUCAGCACUGAACUCGUACCUCCGAGGUAAAACGGAAGUUAAGAUUAAAGUGGUUUAUUUUAACUCCAUAAUCACUUAAUAAUGUUGAAUAGGUUGCUUGCUUUCAAUGUAUUUUGAUAAUUAUAUAUAAUUCGCUUUUUUAUGAAUCAACACCAAUAAUUCUUUUAUGUUUUUACUACUUUGUAAUUUAUGACCGAUACCUUUAUAUCUAACGUAAUUGUAAGCCUAUAGACACGAAGGGAUCUUACUGUCGUUAUGGAGUUGGUAUAGCCACAUUUCCAUGAUGGAGGACACAGCGAAUUGUGCUGCAUGACUGGCUAUGAUAAAAGUUUCAUAAUAAACUUAGUUUCCCAAUACGUAGAUAUGCGUUAUACAGCCAGCUCAUCAAAACUUUCUGAUCACAGUUACCUGCAUUAACGUAGGUCUAUUUUAUCUAGGCUGGAACGCAUUCCUCGGAUACUUUUUGACAUGGACAAGGUAGCUUUGAUAUUGAUUUGACAUGAUGUAUCAUUGUUUUGAGUAUUUUGUAUUGAUAUUGUCUUUGCCGUAUAUAUCAUUAUGUAUUAUUAAAUGUCACCAAAUUAAAAUACUAU